AUGAUCCAUCAGAUGGCACCUUGGGUGCCUCAAUUCAUCCAGUCUUGCAAGAAUCAUACGCAAGCCUUUGUUCCGUUCACGUUCGCGACCGUGGACACGCAGACGAUGAAGCCCAAGUGUCGGACAGUAAUCUUCCGGGACUUUUUAUUCCACGAUAAGCGUAGCAACGUACUGACGUUCACGUCGGACCUGCGGGGGGACAAGGUAAAAGAGAUCCGGGGCAACGGUGAGACUACGGCGCCGUUCGAGGCGUGUUUCUACUUCCCAAAUACGUGGGAACAGUAUCGAUUCAGCGGUGAGUGUUUCGUGGUGUCGCAGCGGGACAUGCCCGCCGUUGUGCAACACUACGCCAGUCAAGAUGCGGGCCUCAUUGCGUAUCCAAUUCUGUCGCCCAGCGUGUGCGGCCACAUCCAAGAGCUCUUGAAGUACGACCGGUGCUCGCACGGCGAGGAGGGCGACGGAAAUGGCAACUGCGCGCACCACGACGAAAGCCAAGACGCCACCCCCGAGGGCCAUGAAACCAACGCUCACAACCACGGCCACACCCACACUCCAGGCGCAGGCGGCGCGGGCGGCGCCCGUGCCAGGCCCAGCGCGCUCGACGCUGACGACGACACUGCACGCGUGCUCUCGCGCACCUCCACACGCAGCUCUGGCUGCACGCCCAAGCGCGACAUCCUCUCGCCAGCCGAUUACAAGCCUCCCUCCGCCCACGAGUGGCAGCUGGAGCUCCAACGCCAAUGGGCCAUUCUAUCUCGCUCCACCAAGGCCCAAUUUCGGAAGCCCGACCCCGGCACCCCACUCACCUCUGGCACCAGCCAGCAACUCGACAAGAUCCAGCGCGGUGUCGACGGCGCCAAUGAGAAUGCCGGUUUCGAUAAUUUCGGCGUCGUGUGUCUGUGCGUCCAUCAAGUCGAUUAUCUCAAUUUGAAAGAUGGCCGUGGCGGCGAACGCUGGAAGUACAACUGCCACCGCGAACCCGGCACACGCCUGGAGACCUGGGUAGAGGAAGAAGUCUGCCCAUGA
Lachancea fermentati is the source of this 1026-nucleotide messenger RNA. NCBI's taxonomy places the organism in Eukaryota, Fungi, Ascomycota, Saccharomycetes, Saccharomycetales, Saccharomycetaceae. The record is from the annotation of a GenBank genome assembly.